UCAAAACAAUGAACAAAUGGAAAGUAUUUGUUCAAAUAGGAUUGUACGCAACAGUGUGCCUCGGAAGGGAGCCCUUCAAGCCACGUGACGGCUCCGUGCCCUUUUUAGUAUAUUUUCCGUCACGGUACCGCGGCCUGUGUGUCGGGACGCUGUUGUCCAGGACGGUAGUCGUCACGGCUUGCGUGUGCAUCGCUGACCCCGAAGCUCGUGACCAGGACACCCGGCCUAUCAAUGUGGUGACGGGCGCGACGUACAGACACCCGCGUCGCGGAAUACGUGUUCAAGUCACUAAGAUUAUUAUGCCUAAGUUGUCCAACAGCACCGGGGACAGAGCCUACAUGAUACAGAAGUCUCCGGCCAUUCUUAUUCUAGCUAAAAAGGUUCCAGAUGUCCUAGCCGAAAUCCCCCUGCGCCCGAUUGACAUCGAUUACAAAGGGGAUGAAGUGCUAGCGCUGCACGAGGAGUGCUUGAUGCCCGGGUGGCAUUUCUUUUACAAGGGUGACAAAAUAUAUCCCGUCCACAAAUUCCUUCUCCAACGGAACAUUCGGGUGCAGUACUUGAUCAUUGUGAAGAAGAGCCUGUGGUGUAACACCAUUACAAUGAAGUUUCAGAAGGCUAUGACUAACUUGGGCUUCGUGGGGUACUUCGACAAGACGACAUCCAUCUGUGUCAGAGAUCCCGACAGGGAAGCACAGCCAUGCCACGGGAUGUAUGGAGCGCCUCUUAUAUGUCGCGGAAAGGCAGUGGCAAUGAUGAUGGCACCCGAUGCUCAGUGGUCUAACUGCACUGGCUGCACGAACCUCGUACAGCUGUUCAGUGCCAGCCACAUAAGAAACUUUAUGAGUUGCGUGAGCGGGUUAUUCGAAUCAGAAUUUAACCUCAGCUGGGAGACGUUCAAGAAGAGCAUCGAGAACGACUUGAGCGGCAACGGUCAUUACGAUUACCUACCGGAUGUGUACGACAAGAUGCUGGACGUCGUGAGUAGCUCCGAAGAAGUGUGAUCUUUGAACGACCGAUGCACUGUACUCACCUAAGUAACUUGACCAAUGGACUCUGACAUCACACGUGUGUCGCGCCACUGCCGCCGUCCCGCCUGUGUACUCCUCACGUGUGUCACGGUGAGUGGUAUGUCAAUGGGCGAUGGGCGUGGCACUCGAAGUUAGCCCAGUCUACAUCAAUGUUAUGUUAAUUAGGUGGGAACAGCGUUUGUAAUAAGUUUAUAACACGCUACUUGGAUCGAAAUUUCAUUCGAAUGAAGCCAAAUGAUUUUACUUAAUGAUAUUAAUUAUACUUUAAAUGUAAACAUAAUGUCACUCAAUGUAAACCUUAUUUGAUCAUUUUUACUAAAUUAAAUAAAACAUUCAACAUA
Nymphalis io (European peacock) is the source of this 1369-nucleotide messenger RNA. RefSeq lists its product as uncharacterized. Bases 9 to 1001 code for a protein of 330 amino acids. Gene Ontology annotation, biological process: proteolysis. The record is from RefSeq and is a predicted model, not a curated record. The transcript is spliced from 8 exons. Gene Ontology annotation, molecular function: serine-type endopeptidase activity. NCBI's taxonomy places the organism in Eukaryota, Metazoa, Arthropoda, Insecta, Lepidoptera, Nymphalidae.